AUGGAUUUUCCAGGUUCAACAGUAUUUGAUGGAGAACAUAGACGCAGCCUCUCACAACAUAUUUUUCCAAGUUAUGCUUGUGCCUUUUUGGAUGAUGACCCUGCCUAUGAGUGUUGUUCCACAAAUCGUCUGACAGGCUCCCUUUCCACAUGUCGCCGCAGCCCUCGACUGCUUUCUAAUGGUUAUUAUGUUUUGACAGAAGACAGUUUUCUGUCUGAUGAAAAGGGUAACAUAACACUGACACCAUCCCAGACAAGUGUUACAUAUAAAGAGAAUUUAGUUCGUGUAUUCAGGCGAAGGAAGAAAAUCCGUCGCUCUCUUGCCAGCUUGUUCAAUCUCGGUGCCUCCAGUUCAUGGCUCAGCAGCACCAUCCUCAGCAAUAUGGAUUCCUGCCAUGUAGGUGAUCCUUGGCCUGAUGGCUGCAAUAAACUAGAAGCCAGUCAGAGUGAUAUUGGUGAUUCAGACUUUUCUUCUGAAUAUAAUAGCCGUGUGCCACAAAGGCAAACUCCAGCAUCUAAUGGAGCCUCUCUCACCAAAGAUGACGAGUUUCUUCAGCCUGAGAGACCAUUUUGUGCUUCAAAAUCCUGCUCUCCAUUUAUGAUAAAUGCAAAUGAAGAGACUUUGAGCAAUGCAGAAUCCAGGACAGUGCGAAAUGUCCUUUCUCAGAUGGUUGCACUGAUCACGUGUUUAAUCAUUUCAAUAUGUACAAGAUAUUUUCUGGGAGGAUGGUCUGCCGCUUUGUUGCUGAUAAUUUUAGUUUUUCUUUUGUCCCAGGAUGCUGCUGUGUCAUCUUUCUUCAGUCUUGACACACCUUUCAAAACAACUAAGUUUUGGUAA
Messenger RNA from Aptenodytes forsteri (emperor penguin), 837 nucleotides. It is a transcript of the gene TMEM71, whose product is annotated as transmembrane protein 71. Lineage: Eukaryota; Metazoa; Chordata; Aves; Sphenisciformes; Spheniscidae. The record is from RefSeq and is a predicted model, not a curated record. The transcript has 8 exons. Bases 1 to 837 code for a protein of 278 amino acids.